CGCACUUUCCCCUUUCCCCAUUCCCCCCACAUCCACCUUCACUUGACUGUGAUUCACACUGGUUUGGGCUUCUCCCGGGAAUGCUGAAGCCACAGAACCCUUUUGCGGGUGUUGCCGAUGCUGAGUUGUGCUCUGAGGAAUAUGCUCGCAACGAGGAUAGGAAAGAUGCACUGAGUAAGUUGCGGGAGGAGUUCAUCAUCCCAACAAAGGCGGAUUUGAAGAACAAGAGAUAUGGUCCUGUUCCUAUAAGUCAUACAGGAGGAGACAACACCAAUGUCAUUUCCAAUGACGCGGAAGAGUCUGUAUAUCUCUGUGGGAACUCGCUGGGCCUUCAGCCACGCCGCACUCGGCAAUACAUCGACAAAUACCUUGAUACGUGGGCAUCAAAAGCCGUAUACGGGCACUUCAAGCCUCUCGAAGAUGGCCACGCGCCAUGGUUACACAUCGACGAUGCUAUCAAGGAGCAGAUGGCCAAAAUUGUGGGAGCAUUACCUAGUGAAGUUGUGGUAAUGGAGACCCUGACAGCAAACUUACAUCUCCUGAUGUCAAGCUUCUACAAACCAACAAAAGACCGCUACAAAAUCAUCAUCGAGGGCAAGGCCUUCCCCAGCGACCAUUAUGCCGCCCUCUCACAACUGGCACACCACAAUUUUCCCCCCUCAGCUUUGGUCACUAUCAACCCUCCUUCGUCUUCGUUGCCAUAUCUGUCCAACGAGCACAUUCUCUCCAUUAUCUCUCAACAUGCCGCAACAACUGCCCUCGUCCUCCUUCCAGGAAUCCAAUACUACUCAGGCCAAUUCUUCGACAUAAACCUAAUAACACACCACUGCCACUCUCUCGGAAUAACCGUAGGCUGGGACCUGGCACACGCGGUUGGCAACGUGCCACUGAAACUCCAUGACUGGAAUGUCGAUUUCGCAGCAUGGUGUAACUAUAAGUACAUGAACGGGGGACCGGGCGUUAUCGGCGGACUCUUCGUGCACGAAACGCACGGGAAAAUCGAGGAAGAAUCUCCCGCUGCAAAUUCCGCUGACGGAGAAAGCGAGAAGCAGUUGCAUUACCGCCCACGCCUAAGCGGAUGGUGGGGCAGCGACAAAAGCAGCAGAUUCCGCAUGGACAACGUCUUCGUCCCUAUUCCCGGCGCAAGUGGCUUCCAACUUAGCAAUCCGAGCGCUUUGGACAUGACGGCCGUCAUGGCGAGCUUGGACGUCUUCUCCCUUACAACCAUGGACGCUCUGCGGGAGAAAAGCUUUCGGCUCACUGCUUACCUCGAGGCUCGGCUGCUUCGGUACGGGGGAGUCAAGCCGCCGUAUACCAUCAUCACACCCUCCAACCCCACUGAGCGCGGUGCACAGCUCAGCGUGCUACUUAAUCCAGGAUUACUUGACCCAGUGAUGGAGCUCUUGGAAGAGGAGGGCGUUGUUGCGGAUGAACGAAGACCAGAUGUGAUCCGUGUGGCUCCCGCCCCGUUAUAUAAUUCCUAUAUGGAUGUUCACCGAUUCAUUGCCGUUUUCCAUGAUGCGUGUAAGAAAGUGCUCACUAAGGAGACUAAGAAUGAUGUCUCGAUUUGA
Messenger RNA from Lindgomyces ingoldianus, 1571 nucleotides. Its product is annotated as kynureninase. Gene Ontology annotation, molecular function: pyridoxal phosphate binding; kynureninase activity. The transcript is spliced from 2 exons. Gene Ontology annotation, cellular component: cytoplasm. The record is from RefSeq and is a predicted model, not a curated record. Bases 81 to 1571 code for a protein of 496 amino acids. NCBI's taxonomy places the organism in Eukaryota, Fungi, Ascomycota, Dothideomycetes, Pleosporales, Lindgomycetaceae. Gene Ontology annotation, biological process: NAD+ biosynthetic process.